AUAACAUUCGCAGAGCAGAAAUCAUAAAAACGUAUAGUUAUCAAUGUUGUGAAAUGAAUAUUAUAGAUUAUUUGGACAAAACCAGGUAGGUGGCAAUGAGACGAUGUGCAGCAUAUGAACCAGAUUUGUAGUCAAAGGUCAAGGUCACAGCAUGGUCAGAUCUGUCUGCCAUAUUUUGUGUCCAAAGCAUAACCUGAUGACCAAUUAUUGACUUCAAACCUGGCAUACAGAUUGAACGUCUUACUUGAAACCCUUCGUGACUGUGUGUCAUUACACUGAACUCGAUUGCACCACAACUGUUAAACCUGGUGGUUGAAUGAUAUAUUCUAAAAGUGGAUGAUAAUGGCGAUGUCAAAGAUUAAAGAAGACUUAGAAACAAAAGAAUCUGAUGAAAUUCCUGAAAUGUUUUGUGAACACUGCGACAAUGAAGGAAAAUAUGCUGUAGCACAUGGAUUUUGUGUUAACUGUAACGACUUCAUGUGCAUUGUAUGUUUAAAGUACCAUAAUAAAUAUAAAUCUGAACACAUGACCCAAGAUAAGGAUCAUAUGCCACAGGAUUAUUGUUUCGAGAAAUGUUCAAGUCAUCCCGACAAAUGUAUAAAAUUCUACUGUCUUGAAUGUAACAAAUUUGCAUGCUCAAAAUGUACCUCUGUCAACGGCAUUACUUCACAUGAACAUGUUUGUAUAUUACAAAUAUGGUCGCCAAUUCACACAGUUGUCCAAAAUACUGUGGACAGAGCGUAUACUCUUAUAGAAAGAGAUGUCGUUAAUGUAACAUCUGAUAUUGAGAGAAUGGAAGACAGAAUCAUUUCCACGAGACAGAUUUGGCACAAAAGCAAUGAACAAGUCCGGGAAUCUGUUAAAUCACACAGAAAGGAAAUAGAAAGGCGGAUAAUUGAACUUGAAAGGCAGUUCUUAAGGAAAGUAGAUGAAAGAGAGUACGCUUUUAUUGCCAACUUAGAUUCUGUUUUGUCAGAUGUUACAGCUAUGAAAGUUCAAAUGGAUUCUCUUGCAUCUUAUCAAAACAAAGUUCAGCAGUCAAACAAUCGCUGUUCGAAGUUUAUUGCGAUGAACAAAUGUAAGUCGAGCGUUCUCUCUGUUCGGGAUGAACUUAUUAACUUGGAAAAUAAACUUGUUUACAAAGACUAUGUUUUUGAUACCCGAGAAAGUCCAAAAUUUGACGAACGAAACUUUGGAUCUUUUGUACCAAGAAAAUCUAAACAGAAACUUACAGCGUUUCUCGACUGUUUUCGCUUAGGAAAAAUCCCAUUGAUGGAUCUAUGCGAAUACAAUGGAUUUCUUGUGGCCGUUGAAAGUGAUUACAAAAGGAUUUUGCUUCUUGAUCCUGCCAAGAAAAGAAUAUUAUCGAAAUUUACUACGUCAUCGCCACCAGUACAAUCGGCUGCUUUAAACAGAAAUCGAAUUGCAGUUACUUUACCCGCUGAAGGAAAAAUUCGGAUAUUGUGCAUUUCAGAUUUGGAAGUACUGGAAAAGUCAUCAGAUAUAAAAGUUGAACAAGAUUGCUGGGGUAUAGCAUAUAGCAAAAAUCAAGACUGUCUAUAUGUGUCUUAUACAGAACCAGACAGCAGGAUUACAAUAAUAAAAGAAACUGGAGAAAUAAUAAGGGUCCUGGACAAAGACAUUUCAGGUAAUAACCUGUUUAUUUUGCCGUUAUACAUCGCUUUCAAUUUUGAUGAAACGUCCUUCUAUGUGUCCGAUACUGGAAGAGAUAUCGUUAUUAAGACAAGUCUCGAAGGCAAAGUAGAAACCGUUUACAAGGAUAAAGAUCUAAAAUGCCCACGUGGAAUAGCAGUAGACGAAAACGGAGCAGUUUUUGUUUGCGGUUUAGAUUCAAAUAAUGUUCAUCAAUUGUCACCAGACCUGUCAAAAAUUGGCAUAGUUAUUGAAUCAAAAGCUAUAACCUGGCCUCUCAGCGUUGCAAUUUGUAACAGUAGAGCAUCGAAGUGCUUGUUUGUAGGGUCGAUUCAUAGUCUAGACAUAAAAGUAUAUUCACUUGACGUAGUCACGGAACUUUGACGUGUAUUGCAACAACUACAAGACUGUAAUUAUGUUGUAUUCUGUCGUUGUUACUUGUAAAUAAAUGUUGUUGUACAUUCAUAUACAAAUAUGUAUAAAUAAAUAGCUUUUAAAGUAUUCAGAUACUCCCAUUCUACGUAUACAACUACUCAAUGAACGACUCGGUUGUUGUAAAAUAACAGCACGAGAGUCAUAUGGCAGGGGGUGCCAAAAGGAUUUGCCAGCAUGGGUAAUAUUACCGGAAAAUCCAGUUUGGUAUUGAAUAAACUCCUUUCCUAUCCAUUCUACGAGUCAUUUAAUUUGUUUGAAGUUGAUUAGUACAUCUGAUGAAUGUGUGACCAAAUUUUUAAAUUAAGUAUAAUAUUAUCAAUGAAAUCAUUACAUGUAACCAAAUUUCAACUAAUUUUCUGCCUUUUUGCCAUGUUGAUAGAAGCGA
Messenger RNA from Mercenaria mercenaria, 2473 nucleotides. RefSeq lists its product as uncharacterized. Gene Ontology annotation, molecular function: ubiquitin-protein transferase activity; zinc ion binding. Lineage: Eukaryota; Metazoa; Mollusca; Bivalvia; Venerida; Veneridae. The coding region runs from base 337 to 2037 and encodes 566 amino acids. The record is from RefSeq and is a predicted model, not a curated record. Gene Ontology annotation, biological process: positive regulation of DNA-templated transcription. The transcript is spliced from 3 exons. Gene Ontology annotation, cellular component: nucleoplasm; chromatin.